AUGGUCACAAUCAACAUUGCCUAUACAGCCCCGAUCAACCCGGCCGGGGUCGAGCCAAAGCUCAACCAAGCCCAGAUCUGGGCCGGACUGGAGCGCAAGGUGCGGCACGCAGAAGAGUUUGUGGCAAUCAUCGUGGCCUGCGACGUCGUGUCCGAAGGGCAGACGGCCAAGGGCUUCUCUACCGUCACCCGCGACGUCACCUUCAAGGGCGCCCCGGCGCCGGUCCGCGAGGUGUGCACCCACUAUGCGCCCUCGCGCGUCGACUUUGAGCAGGACAAUGGCAGCUUCAUUAGCAACAUUGUAAGCAAGGGGCCCGACGGCGAGCUGCUCAUGACGUACUCGUUUGCCUGGGCGCACCCCGACCUUGCCGACGGCAGCCCCGAAGUCGAGAAGCUGGAGGCUGAUCAUUGGAAGACGGCAAAAAUAGCUGUCGAGGGCAGCAUCAAUACGAUUCGGCGACUGGUGAACGACAAGACGAUACAGUGA
This is a messenger RNA of Pestalotiopsis fici W106-1, 486 nucleotides long. RefSeq lists its product as uncharacterized. Lineage: Eukaryota; Fungi; Ascomycota; Sordariomycetes; Amphisphaeriales; Sporocadaceae. Bases 1 to 486 code for a protein of 161 amino acids. The record is from RefSeq and is a predicted model, not a curated record. The transcript has 2 exons.